CUAGACCGGUGAUCGACUUUCCUCAUCCUUCAAAUAUUAUGCGUCAGGGAAUUUAGCCCUCUUCUCUGUGAUUCUCUUUUCCUCUCUCUUCCGAUUAGGGCUCACAAAAAUCAUUUUUGUUUCUGAAUCAGACAUCUCCGCGAUCUGCUACCCAGGCUGUAAUUUUGAUUUGCAAUAAAGCUUUUCAAAUAGCUUCUCUAUCUUUUGGCUCCCCAAAGACUGGAACGGCUGUUUUCGGCGAAGGAAUGAAAUUUGCAUAAAACUUUUAUGCUCACCUCAUGCCAUGUCGGGUUUACUCAAUUCAUCUCUUAGUGGAUCAGCUUCAAAUCUUCCAGAUGGCAGUGGACGAUCUUUUACUGCCUCAUUUUCUGGUCAGUCUGGUGCAGCCUCUCCUGUUUUCCAUCACACUGGAACUAUUCAAGGGCUGCAUAACAUACAUGGGAGCUUCAAUGUUCAAAACAUGUCAGGUGCACUAACUUCAAGAAAUUCAACGAUAAAUAAUGUUCCAUCUGGUGGGGUGCAGCAACCUACUGGAACACUAUCAAGUGGGCGUUUUGCAUCAAACAACCUUCCUGUUGCUCUUUCUCWGUUGUCUCACGGCAGCUCUCAUGGGCACUCAGGAGUCGCAAAUAGAGGAGKUAUAAAUGUUGUAGGAAACCCUGGAUUUAGUAGCAGCACAAAUGCAGUUGGSGGUUCUAUUCCUGGGAUUUUGUCUACUUCUGCAGCUAUUGGUAAUCGAAAUGCUGUUCCAGGAUUGGGKGUGUCCCCGAUUUUGGGAAAUGCGGGUACUCGUAUCACAAGUUCAAUGGGGAAUAUGGUAAGUGGAGGCAACAUAGGAAGGAGUAUAACUUCUGGUGGGGGAUUGUCAUUACCUGGUCUUGCUUCUCGUCUAAACAUUAGUGCAAAUAGUGGAUCUGGAAGUUUAACUGUGCAAGGACAAAACCGUUUAAUGGGUGGUGUUCUUCCACAAGGAUCUCAACAGGUUAUUUCUAUGUUGGGUAGUUCUUAUCCUACUGCUGGAGGACCACUUUCCCAAAACCAUAUACAGAGUGUGAAUAGUCUGAGUUCUCUGGGAAUGUUGAAUGAUGUSAACUCCAAUGACAAUUCUCCUUUUGACAUCAAUGAUUUUCCUCAGYUGUCUAGUCGUCCAAGUUCUGCAGGAGGGCCUCAAGGGCAAUUAAGUUCGCUGAGAAAGCAAGGCCUUAGUCCUAUUGUCCAACAAAACCAGGAGUUCAGCAUUCARAAUGAAGAUUUUCCAGCCUUGCCGAGAUUUAAAGGUGGCAAUGCUGAUUAUGGUAUGGAUAUUCAUCAGACAGAACAACAUGAAAAUUCUGUGCCUAUGRUGCAGUCUCAGCAGUUCUCUAUUGGAAGGUCUGCUGGAUUUAACUUAGGGAGCACAUAUUCACAUCGACCCCAGCAGCAGCAGCAGCAGCAUUCUCCUGCAGUUAGUAACAGCACGGUCUCSUUUUCACCUGGAAAUAAUCAGGAUCUUCUUCAUUUACAUGGAUCCGAUAUUUUCCCAUCUUCACAUGCUGCAUCCUAUCACCAGCAGUCUAGUGGACCUCCUGGAAUUGGUUUAAGACCCCUGAACUCUCCUAAUUCAGCUUCUGGAAUGAGUUAUGACCAACUUAUCCAGCAGUAUCAGCAGCAUCAUGGUCAAUCGCAGUUCCGAUUGCAACAUAUGUCUGGCGUUAGCCAGUCRUUUAGGGAUCAGGGCAUGAAAUCUAUGCAGGCGGCUCAAUCUUCUCCUGAUCCAUUUGGUUUACUUGGUUUGUUAAGUGUAAUAAGGUUGAGUGAUCCUGAUCUCGCAUCCCUCGCACUUGGAAUUGAUUUGACCACAUUAGGAUUAAAUUUGAAUUCAGCAGAUAAUCUUCACAAGACUUUUGGGUCCCCAUGGUCUGAUGAGCCUGCUAAGGGCGAUCCAGAUUUCAAUGUACCUCAGUGUUAUCUUAUUAAACCACCUCCUACUCUACAUCAAGGGUACUUCUUAAAGUUCAGUCUAGAGACACUGUUCUAUAUAUUCUUCAGUAUGCCAAAAGAUGAAGCUCAGUUGUAUGCAGCAAAUGAACUUUAUAAUAGAGGCUGGUUUUAUCACAAAGAACAUCGGUUCUGGUUCAUUCGGGUCCCUAACAUUGAACCACUUGUGAAGAUGAGCACUUACGAGAGAGGAUCGUAUCACUGUUUCGACCCCCACACAUUUGAAACUGUCCGCAAGGAUAAUUUCGUCCUGCACUACGAGAUGUUAGAAAAGAGACCAGCUCUACCUCAACAUUAGUUUUAUUUUUUUGCCUCUUUAGAUGUAAAGGUAAUUGGUGGAUUUUUCUCUUGUAAUCAUUAGUUCCAUUUGUAGAAUUAAUGUUUUGCAAUUUGGUAAUUGCAAUCAAUUAUGUAGGCCCUUGUAAUUGUAAUGAGCCGGUUGUUAUUUUACACGAUCCAUUAGCUUAGAUUAAACAUUUUUCUCUGUUUGUUUAUCAUGUAAUGAGCGGUCACAUAAUUUCUACAUUUAUUGUUAAAUUGAGCCCAGCAUGUCUAGAAAUGAAGCUUCUUAUGGCA
Molecule: messenger RNA, 2553 nt
Organism: Momordica charantia (bitter melon)
Lineage: Eukaryota; Viridiplantae; Streptophyta; Magnoliopsida; Cucurbitales; Cucurbitaceae
Source: RefSeq, a predicted model, not a curated record